AAAAUUUGGGAUGGCAAUCAAAAUAAAGAACUAGAAAAAUCUAUGCUAAAAUUCUACUCAACUGUAAAAUAUGUAAAACCCGAAGCAAGUCGAUCAGAUUCGGCAGAAAAAUACUUACUUGCACGGGGUUUUAAAGGUUUAGUUAAAUUACUAGGUAUAAAUUACUACAUAUCUUAUUAAAUGUCAAGAAAAAUUUUGAAAUAUGUCUUCAAAAUAUACUUUUUAUCAUCUAUCAAACAAGCAAUCAUCUGGUUUAAACUUAACAGAAACUCAAGAUUUAUUAUUUAAGUGGUCAAUGAAGAAAUGUUUGCAAAUUACUUAUUAUGCAUUUAAUCAAGAAUUUUCUGAUAGUGACGUGAAUCAGUUUAUACUAGAUUUUUUUCAAGACAAAAAUGUUACUUGUUUAUUACAAACCAGUCCUAAUAUAUUAUUAGAUUGCGAAAUCACAAGAGUUAAAGUAGAAGAAAUCUCUUGCGUCAUUACUUCAAUGGAUUUCUUUGAUAAACUAUUAAAUCCAAUUAAUAAUAUCGUUUCUCAUGGUAAAGAUAGAGAAGGAAAUACUUUAAUCCGACAGUGUGAGGAAGUCUCGAAAAAUGGAAUUUAUAUAACUAAUGUUUUAAAAAAGGUAUUAUUAGAUGACGAAUGCGAAGAAUAUUCUUUGUAUAACAGCGAAGAACGAGAAGAAUUCAUUUUCAAGUUAUUGACCCAUUUUGUAAUUGGUGGAACGUGGUGUCAAGAUGAUGUUACCAUUGAACCAUAUUUAAAUACAACAAAAAAUAUUUAUAAAGAUUUAAUUUCAGUUGAAAAAAAUUUGGAGUUCAAUAAAAUAUUAGUGGCAUCAAAAGUGUACAAUGUAAUGGCAUUUAAUUCAAAAGACGACAUGGUGUAUCCUAAAGGAUUUACAGACCAUUUUCAAAAUAGUUUUGUGUAUUUAAUAAUUAAUCGUAAAACUCGGACAGUAACAUUAUUUGCUCAUAACGCAGGAAAUACCAUUUAUACUUGAUAAGAAAUUUAUCUAUUUAAUGUAUCUGCUUAAUGAUGGCUCCAAUGUAACAUCAAUGUUCUUUUUUUACUGAUUAUGAAUUGUUCAAUUACAAUUUUUGAUCUUUGAAAAUAUUAACUCUUUAUAUAAAUAUUUCAUUUAUUAAAUAAAAAUAUAAUUUUCAAAAAACAAUUAAAUUUAAAUUAAUUAGCAGAUAAAGAUUGAUGUAUUGUGCUAUGAUCCAUAACAGUAUAUUCGUUAAAUAAAUCUACCCUUAAUAGGUCGAAACAUUUUUUAAUAUUUAUCAAUUGAUUUUAUUUAUCUUAGAGUAAUAAAAUUUUAUAUUAAUAUCAUUGACAAAAUAUAAAUAUUUAUAGAUCAACAUUCCCUAAAACUUCAUAUUAAUCUAUAUCUACAUCAAUGUCUUCCUUGACUAGUGCUAGGUUCAUAUAAAGGAGGGCUACAUUUUCUCUCUGAAUAUAUUAAGAAAUAUUCGACCUAUCAAUUUUUACUCAUAUUAUGCCAGUGACAUUACAUCAGUGUUAGAAUUUAUUUUAUGAAAUGGUCCAUCAUUCUUGAAUUUAAUGACAAAUAAAAAGUAGUUACAGUAUACUAAAGUGGCUACUCCAGUCUUUAUUAUGGUUUAAAUAAAAAUAGGUAAUUGCUAUAAUUUUGUUUAUUUUUAUAAAACAUAAUGAAAAUACUAUAGCUAUACUUUGUUAUAU
Molecule: messenger RNA, 1707 nt
Organism: Daktulosphaira vitifoliae (grape phylloxera)
Lineage: Eukaryota; Metazoa; Arthropoda; Insecta; Hemiptera; Phylloxeridae
Gene: Mrm2
Product: rRNA methyltransferase 2, mitochondrial
Exons: 7
Coding region: 203-1003 (266 amino acids)
Biological process (GO): RNA methylation
Cellular component (GO): mitochondrion
Molecular function (GO): rRNA (uridine-2'-O-ribose)-methyltransferase activity
Source: RefSeq, a predicted model, not a curated record